AGUAAAAACACUUGUAAGACUAGAAUUGAUUAGGCUACGGUGAUCCUCAACGGGAGUAUCUUAAAUUAUCAGAAGGAAAUACCCAGAUAAGUGAACUCAAUGCAUGUACAGAGAAUCCCUUCCUAUUACAACCUUCAUUCUUCCAAAAUCAACCUUGUUAAUCUGUUGAAUAAUCCUCGUAUUUCUCUUGCUCUCUUCCUUCCGACUCCGUUCUCAAUUUCAUCAUUUUUUACAAGAAGAAGAAGUAAAACCACAAUGGUCACCGCCAGUAGCAGCGAAGGCGCCGGAGCGUUUACGACACUCGCUGACAGAGUAACGCACGAGAAAGAUAUAAAGAAGAGCAAAUUCAUCGCUAUUGCUUCUCCCGUUUAUAAUGAACAAUCUGCUCAUUCCUUCCUCUCCGAGGUCCGAGAUAAUCGUGCUACUCACAAUUGUUGGGCUUAUAAGGAAGUACAAAAAUUUAAGAAUUUGCAAAUUCUAUUACUAUAUCCCCUAAAAAGAUUGGGGAUCAAUAUCGAUCAAACGAUGAUGGUGAACCGUCAGGCACUGCUGGAAAACCCAUAUAUUCAGCCAUUGAUUCUUCGGGCAUUGAUAGAAUUAUGGUAUUUCGGUGGUAUCAAACUAGGUACCGGAGGCCUUGUUAGAGCUUAUGGAGGGGUCACCUCAGAAUGUUUGAAAAAUGCACCGACUCUUUUAGUUAAAUCAAAAGUUCCCAUGGGUGUAGAGGUUUCCUUUGAUCUUUUGGGGCUUCUGUACCACCAGCUUCAAUCUUUUCAAGCAGCAGAUGUCAAGCAAGAUUAUGAAACUGGAAAAGAUGAUACGACAAUGGUGACUUUUAAAGUUGAUUUUGAUAAAGCUGACAGUGUAGAAGAUGCUAUUAAAGCUAGUUGUGGCAGAGAUAUUUUAUUUUUCAAGCACUGAAAUGGCAAGUUGAAAACUGCAUUUGUAUAUUAUGCUUAACCAAAGCAAUUGCUAGUUUCGUCACAAUUCUCCUUCAGCAUCAGAUGCUAAACAGCCAUCAAGCGUCUAUGAAGUUCUUUUUUUUGCCAUGAGCAUCUACCGGUUGGUAUGUAUUAAGUUGCUAUAUACUUUCUCUGUUUCACAAUAGUUCCAUCAUUUUGACUUUCUACAAUAUUUAAAUAUUAAAUUUGA
Molecule: messenger RNA, 1152 nt
Organism: Spinacia oleracea (spinach)
Lineage: Eukaryota; Viridiplantae; Streptophyta; Magnoliopsida; Caryophyllales; Amaranthaceae
Exons: 7
Coding region: 100-921 (273 amino acids)
Biological process (GO): regulation of translational initiation
Cellular component (GO): cytoplasm
Source: RefSeq, a predicted model, not a curated record